Molecule: messenger RNA, 1237 nt
Organism: Notolabrus celidotus (New Zealand spotty)
Lineage: Eukaryota; Metazoa; Chordata; Actinopteri; Labriformes; Labridae
Product: trafficking protein particle complex subunit 5-like
Exons: 3
Coding region: 153-719 (188 amino acids)
Biological process (GO): endoplasmic reticulum to Golgi vesicle-mediated transport
Cellular component (GO): TRAPPII protein complex; TRAPPIII protein complex; TRAPPI protein complex
Source: RefSeq, a predicted model, not a curated record
ACUCUAUGUGUGUUUAUUCCGUUUGUGUUCCCGCUCCUUUAACAGCCCGCCUGCAGGUUUAACUGAAAGCAGCAGCUUGUAUUAGAGGCUAGGUGGCUAACGGCUAAUCCUGAUCAGCUGAUUAUCGGAGGAGUUUCAGGUGAUUAAAGAAAAUGGACACACGGUUCACUCGAGGGAAAUCCAACAUCCUGGAGCGACCUUUGACCCGACCGAAGACCGAGGUCAGCGUGAGCGCCUUCGCCCUCCUGUUCUCAGAGAUGGUGCAGUACUGCCAGAGCCGGGUCUACUCUGUGACGGAGCUGCAGACCCGCCUGGCCGACAUGGGUCAGAGUGUGGGGGCGAGCAUGCUGGACGUGCUCGUGCUGAGAGAGAAGAACGGGAAGAGGGAGACCAAACUGCUCAACAUGCUGCUCUUCAUCAAGGUGAACGUCUGGAAGUCUUUGUUCGGGAAGGAGGCCGACAAACUGGAGCAGGCCAACGACGACGACAAAACCUACUACAUCAUCGAGAAGGAGCCGCUCAUCAACGCCUACAUCUCCGUCCCCAAAGAGAACAGCAGCCUGAACUGCGCCGCCUUCACUGCCGGCAUCGUGGAGGCCAUCCUCACGCACAGCGGCUUCCCCGCCAAGGUGACGGCUCACUGGCACAAAGGCACCACGCUCAUGAUCAAGUUCAACGAGUCGGUCAUCACCAGGGACAAAGCUCUGGACGGGAGAUAAGAAGGACUGGAGGGAGGUUGUAGAUCUGUGCAUUAUAAAGGGUUUGAUCCAGACUGUGGUGGACCUGGUCUUACAGGAGGACUUGAUGUUUGAAUUGCUGAAUCAUCCGGGACCACACAGAGAGAAAACAUGCAGCUCUUUGUCUCCUGGUGUCGUAAUACUCUGAGGGUUUCUGUAACAAAGAGUUAAACUCACAGAGAGGUCCAGACGUCUUCUCUUCAUUCCAGUCCAACAGCUGCGUGUUCAGUCUCUGUGAUAUAGAUUAACAGCUCACUCUCUCUCUGAUUACAUGUUUUAUUUGUGCUUUUAUUGUAUUUAAUGUGUGUUUGCAGGAAUCAGUAUAAACAAGAUGAUUAUCGUUUUUAUGUCAGGACCUUUUUUUCUUUCUGAAAACUGACUCUGAGACGAAGACAGACGCAGAGUUUCUCUCUGAGAUUAUGAACAGAACCAUGAUGUUUGUAGAAAAACUGAUUUCAGAUGUUUUUCUAGCUCAAAUUAAAAUGACACUCCGCUAACAC